Messenger RNA from Archocentrus centrarchus (flier cichlid), 2292 nucleotides. Its product is annotated as kelch-like protein 33. NCBI's taxonomy places the organism in Eukaryota, Metazoa, Chordata, Actinopteri, Cichliformes, Cichlidae. The transcript has 6 exons. The record is from RefSeq and is a predicted model, not a curated record. Gene Ontology annotation, molecular function: protein binding. Bases 1 to 2292 code for a protein of 763 amino acids.
AUGAAAAGAAGUGGAGCAAGAGGAAGAGAAAGUGAAAGGCAAAGUAUAUCACAUAUGGCUAAUGGUGGGAAAAAAGAAAGAUCAAAAACUCUUCUCCAAAACCCAAAGUAUAUACCAGAUUCUAAAGCCCAUGACCCUCUUCACAGCCCUUCUUCCUGUCUCUCAGAGAACUCAGGUCUGGUCUCUUACAAACUCCCUUCACACUCUGACAGAAUCUUCACCCAAUUACAAAACCUUUUCAAGGAGGAAUUACUGCUGGAUUACACCUUUAUCAUCGAGGGAAACUCAUUCCAAGCCCACAGGCUUGUUCUAGCAGUUAUGAGUCAAACCCCAAAUGCAUUUUUAGGUUCAAAACAAGUGUCUGGACUUGGACUGGAAGAAAUGACACAUUGUUUGACCCCAGUUGGGUUAAGGGCUAUUCUAGAGUUUGCAUACAGUGGACAUGUGGCCAUGGACUUGAGUAAAGAAGGGGUAAUGGAGGAGGUAUUGAAUGCUUCUCAGUGUCUACAGAUGCAGAGGCUGAAGGAAAGUUGCAUGUCAAAGAUUAAAACAUCUGCUACAAAAGAGAGAGAGAAGAGCUUGACUAUAAUCAAAGACAUAUGGGAGAGGGGAGAAGGAUGUGACAUCACAAUACAAGCAGAGACAGGAGAAAAAUACUCAGCACAUCGUGUGGUUUUAGCAGCAGCUGGGGACUAUUUCCGGGCGUUGCUGUGCGGAGGGUUACGGGAGUCUAAUCAGGAAGUCGUGUGCCUGCGAGGUGUGUCAUCUUGGGUGAUUGAAUCCAUGCUAUAUUUCAUCUACACCGGUCAGCUCAGACUGAGCUGGAGCCGGAUUUGGGAGCUCACAGAUGCAAUGCUUCAGUUCCAGCUGGAGGGGGCGCUCUCACUUUGCAUUGAGUUCCUGCAGGACAGGAUGGAUGAAAGCACCUGUCUAGAUGUGCUGGUCCUGGCUGAGACCUAUGGCCUGAUCCAGCUAGGGCAGGCUGCAGAAGACUAUAUUCUAGCCCACUUCCAGAGCAUCUCUGCUGGGGAGAAGUUAAAGGAUAUCUCCUUUCCGCUCCUUGACAGGCUUCUUAAGCAGGACUCCUUGUGUGUAGAGAGUGAGAUUGUGGUGUUCAGGACAGUAGUGAGCUGGGUGGAGGAGAACCCUAAAGAGAGACUUCAGUGCCUGUCCAGCCUGCUCUUUCAUGUUCGUAUCACGCUCUUCAGCCAUGCUGAACUUCAGGAGGCCCUUAGCUGCAUCAUCUUAUACAGGAGCCCUGGUGCAAGGAAAACAGUGGAAGCCCUCCAAAGUCUCAUUGAGGGGGAUUACAGGGGACCUAAAUAUCACCCUCGCACCCAAAACCAGGUCCUGGUUUUGGUGGGUGGGGACACUGUCGAUGAUGAAUUCAUGAAGAGGGUUCCCAGCCAGACCAUGUGGUUUGCUCAACACUUCCACCGUGGGCCCGGUCUACUAAGGAGCAUUGAGUGGAAACCAUUCGCAAAGAUUCCUGAACCUGCACGGUUCAGACACUCUGUCUGUCUCCUCAACAACAAACUGUACGUGUUGGGAGGACGCAAGUACUACGGAGCACUGGACAUCCUCAAGUCAGCAGUGAGGUUUGACCUGACGCAGUGCAAAUGGGAACAGCUCCCCGACAUGCUGCAUCAGAGGGACUACUUUUCUGCAGUGUGCCUAGAUGGGAAGGUUUUUGCUCUUGGGGGUAACUGUGAUGAUCAUCAAUACCACGAUGCUGUUGAGUACUACAUUCCUGAGGAGAACAUCUGGAGGCCAGCUCACCCUCUGGACACAGCUGUUUGUGGCCAUGCUGCAGCUGUUCUGGAUGGGCAGAUCUACGUCUCUGGUGGUUCUGACUCCCAUCACCACUGCCUCACCUCUAUGUGGCGCUACAAUCCUUCCCGUGGCUGUUUUCCCAGAGCACCCAUGACCGUGGGAGCAGGACGUGCAGGCCAUACAAUGUUAGCUUUGAGAAGGGGGUUGGUAGUAGCUGGAGGGCUACAGCCGCUCUGGAUGGGCUUUGGAGACCAACUCAUGUGUGAGCUGUACGACCCAAUCCAUGACUCCUGGUCCUCUUUUCCCACCCUGCCUCGACCUCAUCUGUCACCAGGAGGAACUGUACUUGAUGGUAGACUGUAUGUGGUGGGAGGUUCUUCAGCAAACACAGCAAGGGAUACCAAGUGGGUGCAUUGCUAUAACCCUAAAGAGCAAUGUUGGGAAAACCUGGGUGCUAUGCCCUAUCCAUAUACUGAUCUGGCAGCUUGCUGCCUGCCACUCCCAGACCUGGUUAAUUAA